Molecule: messenger RNA, 3039 nt
Organism: Durotheca rogersii
Lineage: Eukaryota; Fungi; Ascomycota; Sordariomycetes; Xylariales; Xylariaceae
Exons: 2
Coding region: 1-2943 (980 amino acids)
Source: RefSeq, a predicted model, not a curated record
AUGGACGGGGGUACGGCGGGCGCCCAGGCGGAAUGUAUAGCCGAUAUAGGCAAACACUUAACUGGUGGAGAUUUUACAAAGGCCGAGCAUAUAUUCAACAAGCUUAUUCGGAACGGGGUUGCCGGGUUGGGGAGUGGCCGUAGGAUAGGAGCGGAUUCUCAGUCGAGGCAACCAGUCACUGCGAACAACCAGUUGAGUCAACAAGAGGAGCUUCCGGAGGACCCAAGGACGAAGGCAAUGAAAGCUGCCGAAGCUCUCGAUCUCGAGACGGCUUUUCUGCAGCCGGGCUCCGACGAGAUCGACCUUGCGGCUAUGGCCAGACCCCGAAGCAUGAGCGUACCGACCCAUCGAAUGGCGGAUGACUUCCAGCACAUUGCCCCUUUCUACGUCUUCGGAGCUCGUCGAACCCUGAAGGGAAUCAACCGCGGCUCUCGUCGGCCUCGGAGUCCCCACCAAAGUUGCUCUAGCCGAGAUUCGCACAUGGUCGUCCGGAGAGCGACUGAUUCAGUCGUAUAUCGGGCGGCCGGUCCACAGAGCCACUAUAGUUGUCCGGAUGAUGCUGGGGAGGAAUACGCCGAGACAGGGUUAUCUCCCGCAAGUGCAGAUUUGUCGAGUCCACACUCUCUCGGGUUCGAGUCGACAUCUACUACCCCGGUGGGGAUAUGUGAAGCCUUGGCGGUCGAUGUUCGGUCAUCUACCUUAACAUCUACCAUAACUGCUCUCCAUAAGAGAACGAAGUCGGUCGAUCGCGUGUACACUAGCGCCAUUCGGAACCAGGAUAUUUCACUGCCCCUUCCCUCGCAACUAUCUAGCCCAUCCGACAGCCCCGUCCCAGCACCGAGCCAGCAAGAAAAAGCCAUGCCCCAGUCCAGCCUCCCCGGUAAAAUACCAAGACCGACUUUUGGCACGCCGAGUAGGACCAUAAUCAGGCGUAGCCCUCCGUCUCCCCUCAAGUUGAGCGACCAAAUAAAGCGGCCGACAUGUUAUGUUGACCGUGGAACAAAUACUGGAUACACCUACGAGGACAGAAGUACAAGUACGGACUCGGCCCCCGCGGGCCCUGAACCUGAUACGGGGGCACAUAUCUCUCGGAAGUUUGAGCACAAUACCGAACUCGAUACGCGUGGACAUUUCGAACCAGUCCUGCCCAUGUUCGAAGACCUCAUAAUACACUUCAGGGACGAAGAAUCCGACUUGCAGCUGAGAAACAUGAUCCAAGCCUUUAAAGAAGGUAUAUACCCCAAAUCUACGUGGCCAUCAGUAUCGGAAGCGGAGACAGACCGCAGCCAGCCUAGCAUACAGAGCUCGUGCCAGCCGAAUGCGGCACCGCCGGCGGCGAGCGAGGUCCAACAUGGAGAGGUUCACCGAUCGGAUAUGGAUGAGUACGAUCCUUUCGCAUAUGAAGAGCGGUUCCGCUCAUUUCGUUUCUCGCCGUCCAAGCGGCAUACAGGCAGUGACAAACCUUCCACACCACCAACGCCCGUACAAACACCACCACCGCCAAUCUCAAAGAAACCGGAAAGGUUUUUCCACGAGUUUACCACUACAGGCUGUAGAACAGCCGUGUGUAUGCAAAACUCUCUACGAUCCGUCCUGAAUCUGUACUUCCCCCCAGAGGACGCGGGAUACCACCAAUUCACCUUCCCCUUGCUCCCCGAACUCAGCAGUCUUUGGAAACCCGUCUUUCGGGAAACGAGCUCAGGCGCUGACUGCAGUGGCGUAAAGCGAAGGCGGAAGGUUGACCUUAUUGUUGCCAUCGGGGCGCAGAAGGGCGUUAAUAGGGAUUUUCUCGGUGCGAUCAGCGGCUCGUUGGAAAAGCUCGGCACGAAACCAAAUGGGUUUACCCGGAGCGGGAGGUUAGAUCUGAGGUUUCUGAUUGCAAAUACCAUGCAAGCUUUUACUUCACAGCCCCUGACGAACCAGACGCAGGACAACCCCUUUUCCAACCCACUCCUCCUAGCAACGUUGAUCAUACCCCACCUAGAGACCUACAUGGCCGCCAACUCCACCACGCGAUUUCUCCUGCUCGAGUACCCCCCCGAACAUCUGACAACCGUACUGGCGCUCCAGCGGCUGGUGGGCGUCGACCUCCUCAAAGUCGCGGGAAUCUUAGAUUCUGAGGCGAACCAGCCAAGACCAUACCCAGGGUUCAAAGUGCCACCACGCACGAGUGCCCACUCGCCCCAAAAUUCAGGGUCCGGAAUCCUGGCAGCCGGAAAGAGGGCCGAUGCCACUCUUCUCACGCCGCCCGGGACGAAGCAGGCCGAGAUGCCCUCGUUCUCCAAAGCUAACUUCCUUCUCACCUCGUCCGCCAACGAAUCCGAGAUCGCAACCCUCAUCUCCACUAUAUGGAAGAUUCUCAUUGACAUAUCGACCUUCUAUAUUCCGGAGGGAGCAGCUCCCGAGUCGUCUCCACGGGAAGACCCAGAGUCGAAGCAAGAAUCCAAGCGCGAAUCCCUAAGUGGGUCACUGGCCCAGACACCUCUCAUCGACCCAGCACUGCAAUACGCCCCGCUCGCCGGCGCAACCGCCCUUCUAGAUCUCUCGAGACGGGCGGGAGAUGCCCCACCAAGCGAGAACUAUCUCUCCGCCGACCCGCCGUUCCGCCGCACCUCAAAGUGCUCGACCCGGCGGGAGGCGCCGCCCGAAUCGCCCAAGGGGUCGCUAUCGGAGACUACCAAGAGCAGUCGGACGGUAAAGUCGAUGAGGAGCCAGAAGAACAAAUUGCGAAUCGUGCUCGGGCGGGAGGUGGACGCCGACGCCGUGACUAUACAGUCGGAUUCCCCUUCGGCCUCGGCCUCGGCCGACGAGUCGUGGGACGACGAAGAUGACGGGUUGUUCGCCGAGGAACGUAAGUAUAUUCCCCUCUACGGGAAACGGGGCGGUCCGAGGAAGGGAAACAGCCAUAAGGCGCUGAAGUGGUUGGGUCUGGCGACACUGUGACCUCCCGGCCUCCUUUCCCGUCUAGAUAUAUUGUGCUCCGUGUUCUCUUACUGUUGCCUGGUUGACGGGGUUCGUUGUUUCGUCGACUUCACUCGU